CAAAUUAUAAUUUUUAGAAGUCGAGUCGGUGCAUUUUUAUAACCUUUGCUUUUGUAAUUUUGAAAAAUAACUAAAAUUACACUUUCUCAUAAAAUUAGAGUUGGCAAGAUUCAAUAAAAAAAUAUGGAAGGCUUUGAAGUAAGGGUUUCGAAUACCAAGAAAGGAAAAGGUCUGUUUGCGACGAAGCAAUUCAAUGAAGGAGACGUGAUAUUGUCCGAGGAACCGCUGGUGUCGUGUCAAUUUGCGUGGAAUGCCGCUUAUAGGUAUUUGGCGUGUGAUCAUUGUAUGAGGCCCCUAGAAACCCCAGAACAAAAUGUAAGGCGACUCUCAGCAAAGCCUGAUAUAGUUCUGCCGCACUCAAAUUGCUUUGAAACUGAUCUACUGAAUAUCACAAGCUGUAACCAAUGUGGUAUACUGUAUUGUUCUGAAGAAUGCAAGGAUGUGUCUUAUGAGAAGUAUCACAGAGUUCUCUGCUAUAUACAGAGUGAGACGCAACAUCCAGCUAAUGUGUUGUUGGAAACUUGGAAACAAAUCCACUAUCCACCAGAGACAGCGAACAUAAUGCUUCUUGUAAGAAUACUAGCGUAUAUCCAACAGCAUUCAGACCCUGAGUCAGCGGCCGCUACCAUCAAACAGUUCUGUCACAGGACGGUGAACGAGGAUGCUGAGUUGGUACACAAGUUGCUGGGCGAUGAGUUCUCAAGUCAGAUUAGUACAUUGAGGGAGAUGACUGCUAAUGUUAUAAGUGGGGAAUAUAUACAGGAGUUCCUAACACCGGAAGGAUUCUGUUCACUGAUGGCUCUAGUGGGCACCAAUGGCCAGGGCAUCGGCACAAGUCCUCUUGCGCUGUGGGUCAACUCAGUGUCAAACUUGACAAUGUCAGACGAUGAGAAGCAACAGCUACAUAUGUUUAUUGACAAACUCUAUCAGUAUGUGGAAGAAGAAUCUGGUCAGUUCCUCAACACAGAAGGUUCUGGACUGUUCCUGUUGCAGAGUGCUUGCAACCACAGCUGUGCACCCAACGCUGAAUCCUCAUUUCCUUACGGCAACCACAGGAUAGAGUUGAAAGCUAUAAAGACCAUCAUGCCCGGGGAGGAGAUAUACAUCAGUUAUUUGGAUGAGUGUGCAUUGCAACGAUCGAGACAUUCAAGGCAGAAGGAGUUAGCAGAGAACUACUUGUUUGUUUGCUGGUGCGAGCGGUGCGUGGCUGCCAGCUCCGAGCCUGACUGCAGCAGCGAGGAGGAGAUGAGUGAAGAGGAGGAGGACGCGGACGACUGAUGCUCCAACAUCCUCGCCCUGUGUCUGCUGGGCCUCUGAUAGACUGCAUGAAGUGAAGUGAAAGUGAUAGACUGUGAAGUGAAGUGAAACUCUGAUAGACUGUGAAGUGAAGUGAUAGUGAAGUGAAACUUUAGUUAAGGGACAAAACUCAUUAUAACGCUCAGACCUACGUUUUAAAGGUUACGUAACAUAAACACCACGUCUCCGGGCAAGUUUAACGCGCGCUUAGCCUCAGUUACCGUAGAGGAGCCGAUGAGGGGAUUUUUGCAGUUACUCGAGCGCGGCAGAUAAACAUAAGCCACUAUAUCUUGCACGUUGUUGAGUACCUCCACCAAGUAUGAGCCCUUAAUAUUGGUAGAUAUGUUUAUUGUUUAGGGCUACCAAAAAAAAAACUAACUUCAGAAAUACUCAACCAGAACGUCAGAUAAGGAUAAAGUAGGUUAAUUACUUAAAGGUGUGCAUCUCGAACAUCUAAUGAUUUGAGCGUAACAUACUGGAAUGGGAGGGUCCCAAAGAAACAAAAUAAAACCUUUAUAAUUUAGUUCUCGAGUUACAAGUGCAAUUGAUUUUUUACUUAUUUUGAAGGAAAUAAUCUCUUAAUUAAUCACUAAAAUUUUUUAACAAUUUCAGUUAGCAAAAAUAAUAAAAAUUGCUUUUAAAGUCUGUACUUUUUUUUCCACCGCUAAAAGCAAAAAAAGUUAGGUAAUAAUUCCUAUCAUUUAAUCUACCAAAUGCAAUCUGUGCCCAUAACGCUUUAGUAACUGCAGAUUUAUCAUCCCGGGCUCCCCUACUAUUACGUUAAGUAUGAUUUGAGAGCUGGUGGACAUUCUUGAGUAGGUAUUUGGGGCAAGUCGAAAGAUUGUCCGGUGUCGCUGGGUAGACAGUGAGGUUAUAAUGAGUUUUGAGCAUAAAAGUGUAGUAUAUUAUGCUGUUUAAAAACAUUAUUUUCAAUACAGGGUGAGUUUAUGAGACAGCCAUUGUACUAGCAAGUAUGAUGAAUUAAAGUGUUAAGGAGGAGAUAUGUUUAUGCAUUGGCAUUUAUAUAUUUUAAGACAUCAAACUGAUUCAUAAUCAUUAAUUUGUCAUGAAGUUUAAAUUAAAAUACUUUUGAUGAAAACAUAGGCACUUAUGGGAAAAGGUCUAUCUAACUUUUUCUAUAGAUGUUUUAUUUAUUAAUCAUUAUGGUGUUCAAUUCCAUUCAAUUUUUUGAUUUUAUGGCUUGCUGCUGUACCAACUGGGUACAAUUUUCUUCACGAAUGUCACGUGGUAAGGAAGACAAACUUUCAGAGGUUGAUUGGUAAGGUAGGAAUCAAGAAUUGAUUAAUAUCCAGCUUAAUUUUCACACUAUAAAUAGCAGAUUUUUUUUUGUUAGCGUAUUUAGUCACAUUUCUAAAAAAAAACACAAAAUUAAUAUGUUGCUUUGAUUGUAAUUGUAAGGUGACAGGACAAGAACUAAAAGAAUGUCAGCAAAACAGAAAUACAUUGUUAAAUUAUUUAGAAUGAAAUAUAGAAAUUGUUGUUUAGCAAUCGUUCACACAUAUUCCUUCCCAUAAUCUUUAACGAUUUGUCCAUUUUAAAGUAGGCUACGAUGGAUGUAAUAUAAGUGAAUCAGCCAUAACAAGCGACAUAAUAAACUGUUUAGACCAAUGAUAUUUAUACUAGAGAUAUGGCACUAGCACGUCGAAACUGAGGCAGACAAGAGACGUGAUAGCCCAGUGGAUAUGACCUCUGCCUACGAUUCUGGAUGAUGUGGGUUUGAAUCCGGUCAUUUUAAGAAAUUAAAUAUCACAUGUCUCAAACGAUGAAGGAAAACAUCGUGAGGAAACCUGCAUACCAGAGAAUUGAGAGAGAGAAUUGCGUGUGUGAAAGUCUGCCAAUCCGCAUUGGACCAGCGUGGUGGACUAUUGGCCUAACCCCUUCCAUUCUGAGAGGAGACUCGAGCUCAGCAGUGAGCCGAAUAUGGGUUUAUAGCGAAACAACGGAAAUUAUUUAAACAAUUAAUACCUAAAUAUUGUCUACAAUGUAGACUUGUGAAGAAUUUAUAAUGUAAGUAAACACAAAAUUGUGCAUGUGUAUUGUGUCCGCUCAGUGGAAUAGCUCAGUUCGGAUCACUUUUUGCAGUGGAUUUGUGGGCACAUAACACAUCUAUAGUAUAAAAUAUUGUUGGUUUUAACUGUAUUUAUAUUCCAUAAAAACAGCGUACAUAAGUUGUUCCAGAUGCUUAGCGGACUGCAACUAUUUGACAACUAUAUAAAAAUGAUAAUUUUAUACUAUAGAUUGGUUAUGUUCCUACAAAAUCAUCGCAAAAUGUGAUCCGAAUAAUAGGCUACAACACUGAGCGCACAAAUGUCUUUAAUUCCAUUAUAUAUUUAUGUAAAUUAGUUUUUACACUUCCUGAACUCGACAUUAUAGACGAUAUUUAGGUAUUAUUUGUUUAAAUAACAUUCAUAGUUGACCACAACUAACAUUGAGUUCUGUAUAAAUUUCCUCUUUUGAGCGCCUCAUUUUUCAUGCGCUAGUAACACAUCUAACAGUAUUUAAUAUCAUUGCUAUUUGACAUAAUUCAAUGAGCCGAUCGAUUGUUAAUGAUAUUGAGACGACAUUAAGUACAAUAUAUUGUGUCGUUGGUUAUACCUGGUGUACCUUAGGCUUAUAUUAGGCUUAAAUAAGUUAGUAAAGGGACCUAGACAUAAAUACGGCCUAAUUUCUCUAUCGAAUUAAUUAUUAUAAAAUAGUGGAUAUCAUAAUUAUAGCUAUUUUUCUUAAAAAAAUAAAAAAUAUAUAUGUAAUAAAAUGUAAAGUGGUCGAAAUAGUUGGAAGGCACAUAUUUUAGAUGAUGGUGAUAAAUUUUAAUAAAUUCUUAUUAUAGAGGUAAAGUGUAUGAUAUAUGAGGUUGUAGAUGGUAAUCUCUGGAACCGAUUUUGAAAAUUCUUUUACCAAUAAAAAGCUACAUCUUCAGUGAGUAACAUAGACUAUAUUUUAUCCCCGUAUUCAAAAGAACUACGCGAAUGAAACAGAGGCAUCUGCUAGUUAUUAAUAAACUGGAUCGUCCGUGUAAUUGUGAACUUUUGUUUUGUUGUCUAUAAAUAAACUUUUUAGCUUCAUAGACACUAUGUAAUGUAUUGAGAUGCUAAUAAAUAGUACAUUAUGAUAUAAGUGCGUUAAGUUGAAAAUUACAGCCAAGGCGAUAUUGCAGCUCGAGCCUAAGGCGAGAGCUAUAGUAUGGAAACAGCUGUUUUAGGUGCAUUUUCAGACAAAUGCACCAAAAACAGCUAGUAUUACUAAUAAAGUAAAUUAAUAUUUUUGUGUUUCUGAUACAGAUAAAUGGUUGUCAUUUAUUGUCAAUAUUAUAAUAAUUAAAGAAUGAAAUGUUUUUUUAUUAUAGUUUAUCUUACAAAGUGAAUUUUAUUCAUAAAAUGUUGAGCAUUUUUCUGACAUAAAAACUCUUUGCCAAGAUAUAAAAAAGUACCGUUCGUUAUUAGACGGAUGAUAAAGGUAAUUACAUUACGACACAUGUGCAUUUUACUUUACAUUACGGCACACGUGCGUUAUUAGAUACAUUAUUUUUUUGAAAUUGGUGAAAUAAGCGAUACUUUACGAGCAAAUGUGUUACAAAAUAAUUUACAUUAUGUAUUGUAUAGCUGUAUUUAUUGGGUAGGAACUUAGUAAAGUAAGGCUUAUAUUAGGCAGAUUGUCAAAUGGAACAUAGACCAGAACCAGAAUAAGAAAUUAACAAAUUGUAAUUAUUUUUUAAUGAUAGAUAGUGGCCUCGCGAGCUACGAAUCCAUUUGAGCUUUAUUUUCGUGGCAUUUUGCAGUCUCUGCCACCACCAGUGGCGUGCAUAAGGUUGCCGAUCAGGCUAUGGACUAUUAAGACAAAUUAACCAAACAGGAAAAAUCUGCAUUUCUUAUGCAUUAAAAAAAACAUUUCUUAGGGUAUGCAGUGCUUUAAUGCAUGUAUGAAAUGCACGCCACUGGCCACGCAUAGUUGUGUUAAAACAAAAAUUAAUCUAUAAUAUAAAAUGUAUAUUGUAUAUUUUAAUUACUAUAUAUACUUAUUUUAUUACAAAAGAAAAACAGUAAGAAAGAAAAUACAAGAAAACAUAGUAAACAAAUAUGUGCAAAGGCGAUCUUAUUGCUUAUAGCAAAAUCUGCCUAAUAACCUUUGGAUAGUGGAAUUUAAUGUAUUAAUAUGCUGGAUAGUGCAAAAAAGAUACACAGACAAAUACUGCAUGUUUUCCCACCACGCUGCCCUGGAUUGGGGUGGGGUGGUUGGUCUAAGCUCCAUAUUAUCAUCUUAUUAGGAAGAAGGCUUGGUCCAGUACUGUGUCGUUAUAAUAGGCUUAUAUAAAUCAAGGGAUAGGCCAAUAUGGAUCUCAAACACAAAAAGGUCCUCUUUAUUUGUCACACUGAUUCUUUAUAAUUCAUUCCUGAAUUUAUAUAGACCUUAAAGCAUUUCUUUAUGAAGAUAAUAUUUAUUGUUGUUAAUAACUCUCCUGUUUAGAUAUUAAAACAAGAUAUAAUAAUUAUUAUAUUAUUGUUUUCAUGUUACUAUAAUCACUUAAAGUGUUUAUGUUAAUUAAAAUCUUGACUGUUCGUAAUAAAAGAAUACUGAAAUAA
Messenger RNA from Bicyclus anynana (squinting bush brown), 5897 nucleotides. It is a transcript of the gene Smyd5, whose product is annotated as histone-lysine N-trimethyltransferase SMYD5. The transcript is spliced from 7 exons. The record is from RefSeq and is a predicted model, not a curated record. The coding region runs from base 124 to 1278 and encodes 384 amino acids. Gene Ontology annotation, molecular function: protein binding; histone H4K20 methyltransferase activity. NCBI's taxonomy places the organism in Eukaryota, Metazoa, Arthropoda, Insecta, Lepidoptera, Nymphalidae.